ACAAAUUAGGGGCUAAAUAUCGAAGUUAUAUGGUCCAGAGUGUGUAUGUGCGGUAUGGUUUAGACUAGGCAAGCCAUCUGACUAGAGAUCAACAGUUUUUUUCACUUCACAAAACAAAAACAAGAAAGUGAAUUCGAAUAAGGGAAAGACUAGGACCAAAUCAAACAUAAGGGGUUAACGAAACCCAAACAUGAGACUUAUUCGUAAAAGAUUUUCUCAACUAAUUAAUUAAGCUCAAUAACUCAAGUUUUACAGAGAGAUCUGAAACUAAAAUUAAUAUUAUUUAUUUACAAAGAUGUUGCAAAGACAAACUAACCACAACAAAUUAAAUCAAAAGGAUUGAUGAGAACCUAUAUUACCACUCUACUUUCCCGUCGUAAGAAACGACGUUUAGUGACAACAUAUAUCUAGGGCAUUGGUAAUGCUUAGUCAAUUAUGAUUUUGCUGUAAUGAUUUGCAUAAAUGAUAUGCGAAGAUGAUAACAUUCCUCUUUAAUUAAUAUCCUAACUAUGGAGGCGAAAUUGGAUAUGGGACAUCACAUGGGAUUGUUCUGAAAUAAUUGACGAGCAGAAACAAACAAAAAAAAAAUGCUCAAAGUCACAUAGUAACUUCUACUCUUCUCUACAAUGAUAGUUAAGUAUCUGUACAACUAUUUUGGCUUUUCAUACCCUCCAAAUGCAUCAAUGUUGAAGAGGGAUAUAGCACAACACAGAUAAUCUGUCUACAAGUUAUAACAACGUUUUGGUCAACAUAUAUAACGCUAUUUUGAUUAAGUUAAACGUACUUUGAAAAUAUUAUAAGAAUUAAACAGGAGGGAGAUCAGAGUUAGAGAGUUGAUGAUCAAAGCUUAAUUACCCAAGGGAAUGAAGACUUUCAUUAAACAAAGAGUUGGGCUCCAUGAAUUGCAUCCCUUGGGAUAUACCACAAGCCCCUUUUUUUUUUUCUUUGCCCUAAAUAGUUUCCCAUGUAUGCGGCGAAACUGGGAUUCCCUCUACUGUAUAUUCUGUCUGCCUCUCCGUGCCACAGCUAAGCUACACUACUUGAAUCUUAAUUAUUCUGGGUUUACAUUUUCCCCCACCCAAUUGAAUCUUAUUUGCCCCUUCACUAACAAUUUAUUAAUCCACAAUACACUAACCUAACACAAAAAAAAAAAAGUUGAACAACAUGAACUCAUGAUCUCCCAUCUCAAAAUGUCAAUGCCUCAAAUCCCCAACCAAUAUAAAUUCACUCCCCCGUCCAUCCACUUCUCACCACCACCACCACAACGAACCCAAAACUAAACAGUAAAGCUAGCGAGUAACAAACUUCCACCAUCAUGGGCCGGGACAACAACGCCAUGCCUGCCAACCAGCCAGACUUCGCCUUCUCGGUGGAAGCCGAGGACCCAUCGGCGGCCAAGUUCGACCUGCCGGUUGACUCGGAGCACAAGGCGACGAAGUUCAAGCUCUUCUCGUUCGCCAACCCGCACAUGCGUACGUUCCACCUUUCGUGGAUCUCCUUCUUCACCUGCUUCGUCUCCACCUUCGCCGCCGCCCCGCUCGUCCCCAUCAUCAGGGACAACCUCAACAUCACCAAGAGCGACAUCGGCAGCGCCGGCGUGGCCUCCGUCUCCGGAUCCAUCUUCUCCCGCCUCGUCAUGGGCGCCGUCUGCGACCUCCUGGGACCCAGGUACGGUUGCGCCUUCCUCGUCAUGCUCUCCGCCCCCACCGUCUUCUGCAUGUCCUUCGUCUCCGACGCCUCGGGCUACGUGGCGGUACGGUUCAUGAUCGGAUUCUCCCUCGCCACCUUCGUCUCCUGCCAGUACUGGAUGAGCACCAUGUUCAACAGCAGCAUCAUCGGCCUCGUCAACGGAACCGCCGCCGGCUGGGGGAACAUGGGUGGGGGCGCGACGCAGCUGAUCAUGCCCUUGGUCUACGAGAUCAUCCGACGUGGCGGGGCCUCGCCCUUCACGGCCUGGAGGAUCGCGUUCUUCAUCCCCGGUUGGCUCCACGUCAUCAUGGGGAUCAUGGUGCUGACUCUGGGACAGGACCUGCCAGAUGGCAACCUCGGGGCCCUACAGAAGAAGGGUGACGUGGCGAAGGACAAGUUCUCGAAAGUCCUCUGGGGCGCGCUCUCCAACUACCGGACGUGGAUCUUCGCCCUUUUGUACGGUUACUCCAUGGGUGUCGAGCUGUCCACCGACAACGUCGUGGCGGAGUACUUCUACGAUAGGUUCGACCUCAAGCUCCACACCGCCGGGAUAAUCGCCGCGACUUUCGGGAUGGCGAACCUCGUGGCGAGGCCGUUUGGAGGGUACGCGUCCGACGUGGCGGCGAAGUACUUUGGGAUGAGGGGAAGGUUGUGGACUUUGUGGACGCUGCAAACCCUAGGCGGUGUUUUCUGCAUUUGGUUGGGAAAAGCGAGUACGCUACCUCUAGCGAUCUUGUCGAUGAUUUUGUUUUCAGUUGGAGCUCAGGCGGCGUGUGGGGCCACGUUUGGGAUCAUUCCCUUCGUGUCUCGACGGUCGUUGGGGAUCAUAUCGGGUCUGGCCGGUGCGGGUGGGAACUUCGGGUCGGGUUUGACCCAGCUGGUUUUUUUCUCGACGAACAGAUACUCCACGGAGACGGGACUGUUUCUGAUGGGGAUUAUGAUCGUGUGCUGCACGCUUCCGGUGACUUUGGUGCACUUCCCGCAGUGGGGAGGGAUGUUCUUCCCGGCGUCCAGCGAUCCGGUGAAGUCGACGGAGGAGUAUUACUACGAGAUGGAGUGGAGCGAGGAGGAGAAGCAGAAGGGAUUGCACCACAACAGUCUCAAGUUCGCCGCCAACUGUCGGUCGGAGCGUGGGCCCCGCCGUGGGAAUAAUAUCGCCUCCGUCGCUACGCCGCCCAAUGCGACGCCGAAUCAUCAUGUCUAGUAAUGAAGAGGGACAAGGGGGAUGAGCUAAAGCUAGAAUGCUGUGUGGGAGUUUUUUUUUUCUUACUUUAUUGUCCCGUAAUAAGCGUUUAAAAUCAAGUCUACGAAAAAAAGAGACGCUAACUUGGUUAUUUUUAUGUGAUUCAUCAUGGAAUGAAUUUCACAUAGAAUAAUCGAAAUGACGAGUCGGAGUGUGAUAGACUUGAUGUAUCCAAGUUACAUACAUCUCAUGUAACAUACUUGUUGCGAGUGUGUUUUAAGCAAUUAUACAUGAAUUCAAUUUUGUUUUUAAGUAUCGUAAAAACAAUGAAACAUUUCAAGUGCUAACACAAGCAACACAAGCAAAUUCCAAUGGUUGAUUUUCAACAUCCAUAUAUAUGCUAUUCCAUUAUUGGAACCGUGGGAUGUACAUUUAAUCUUUCUUUCUCAAGUUGAAUUUUAUAUGGGUGUUUCUUUAGUUUUAUUUUGAUGAGUAAUGAUAUAAUUUAUCUGAUGAAGGCAAUAUUAAAUUCUUACAAACGUGCACUUAUCAUGAUUACAUCAUGGGUAUUAAUAUACUAGAUUGUGUCAUCAGGAGACUAAAAAUACCAUUUUUUAAUCUUCUACUGGUCUUUUGCCCGCGCUUCGCAGGGGUAAGAAAUCAAUUAUAUUUAAGAGUUCAUUUACUUAUUUAAUAAUUAAGCUGAAAUUAAAUAAUUCAUAAAAUUAUUGGGGUACGAUAUCUUCAUAAGGCCUACGAAAUUUUUACCAUUACGAAUGACAUAUGUCAUACGUUUGUUUAACUGAUGUAAAAACUAUAUAUCCCUCCAUAAAUUUUAUAGUGUCUCAUGAUUAAAUUGUAAUGUGAAAGAAUAACUUACCUUACAGGAAAUUUCUCCCUCUCUCUGAGGCCGCCACCAAAACAUAUUCUUCCUUCUUCUUCCUCCUCUUCUUCUUCCUCCCAUCUCGUCAACUCCUCCCGCCGUCGUCGCCUUUCUCCCGCCGCCGCCUUCCUCCUACAACCCUUCUCCCACCGGCCACCGACACAUAUUCCCGUCGUCGCAUCCACAACAGUCCCGUAGCACCUCCGCCCCUGUCGGCUGUCCCUUGGCUCUUCACACUGUUGCCUCCACCCAUGCUGCUGCCGUCUCGCGGCGCUCUCCGCCCCUGCCACGAGGUCUCUACCGCGAGGUCAUCGAUUCCCCCUGCCACUAGCCUCCUCUCCUUACCUCUUCCGGUGUGAGUCCCUCUGCCUCUUUGUGCCUCCUCUCCUCUCCUCCUCUUUGUUUUUCAGAUCAGUGGUUUUUGGAUUUUCAGAUCUGGUUUUUUUCUAGUGGUACUGAUUUUCUAGUGAUAGUGGUACUGGUUUUUUACUGGUAGUGGUACUAUAUGGAGUGGUAAGCUACCACUACCAAGUAUCAGAAGGCAGUGGUACACUACCACUACCCGGUACCAGAUGGUAGUGAUAAGUACCACUAACGUACUGACAGAGUUUUAAUUUUUUACAGCUGGCCGGAGCGAGUCGUAUUCAAGGAUCUUGCCGGAGAAAGUCUGCUGGUCGGAGUGGAGUGGUUGCUUGAAAAGUAAGAGAGAGAUUGAAAGAGAGAGUUGUAUUUAUUGUAGGAUUCAAAAUUAAAAAAAAACAUGUAUUUAAUAUGAAUUUUUAAUUCCCAAUCUGUAGUUAAUAAAAAAAUUAAUUAAUAAAUUCGUUUUUUUUUGUCAUACCUAAAAUACCCUUAGUUGUCAAUCUCCCAACCCCUUAGGGGUUGUUACCGUAUCCCAUCCCGGUAUUUUCAAAUUCGUCUCGAGUUUGAGGUUAAAAUUUUUAUCAAAUCAUAUUAAAAUUUUAUUCAACUCGUCUCAUUAAUAACCUAUUUUGUAUACAUGAUCUUUUCAAGUCAAGCUUAGUAUUGUUUUGCAUAUAUAUAUAAAUUAUUGUUAUUUCGAAUUAUUGCUUUAUGCAUACGUAUGCCGUCCAAGGGUCUUGGAACUAAAUAAAAAAUGAAACACGUCAGUCCAA
This is a messenger RNA of Linum trigynum, 4891 nucleotides long. The record is from the annotation of a GenBank genome assembly. Lineage: Eukaryota; Viridiplantae; Streptophyta; Magnoliopsida; Malpighiales; Linaceae.